Molecule: messenger RNA, 7287 nt
Organism: Drosophila elegans
Lineage: Eukaryota; Metazoa; Arthropoda; Insecta; Diptera; Drosophilidae
Gene: plum
Exons: 11
Coding region: 476-4396 (1306 amino acids)
Biological process (GO): cell-cell adhesion
Cellular component (GO): cell-cell junction
Molecular function (GO): cell adhesion molecule binding
Source: RefSeq, a predicted model, not a curated record
CUCCAGUUCUCCGAUGGCGAACUAAUUGUUUGGACGUGUUUGCUGCGUCGCUCUGUGCACUUGCGGGCGCGUUUCUCGAGUAAUUUUUGCCGGCGCUUGUAAAUUCGCUUUAUUGUAUGAUAUUCUCGACUCUGUGUGUGUGACAAACAAAUAUUAAACAAGCCGGAGCAACAACAAUAAUUGCAGCUCCAGUACUGUGAAGUGUAUGUGAGUGCGAGUGUGAGUGCGUGAGUGCGAGCGAAACACAAACGUAAAGCGGAAAUGCAAAAAAGACAACAAAGUUCCGAAACCAAACAUCGAAGUGAGAGCAGAAAUGAAAAAAUGCUUUUGGUAAUCGAAUUGACUGACACUGCGCAGAGUUCGUCAAAGUACCAAUAAUCGUGUCAGAUAGAAAUAUAUAUUUAAUUAAAAUCGAGAACGGGCCACCAAAAAGGCGCCCCAGCCGGAAAGCGGUGAAAAAAAACGUCGGAUUGCAAUGUUUUUGUUUUACAAUCGACGUUUUCUCGUGAUUCAACUGAUUGCGAUCCUGCUGCUGCUGUUAACCGACCACAAUGGACGACUGAGACUAACCAAGGAGUCGACAACAGUUGCUGCCGUCACCCAACCGAAGAACUCAACCGCCCUCCUGCCGUAUCUGCAGAUCCAGAAGCACGCCAUCACCAGACUGACCAUCAGCAAGCCCCACACUCCGUACUAUUUGCCAUGCGUACCCAUCCUAACGCCCUACAACUACGAUCAGGAGAACCAGCCCAUCUACUGCAGCUGGUAUCGGAAUGACGAGGCCGUCGAACAAUUGUCCAUUCGCAAAAAUGACUUCUUCAUCUACGAGAAUGGAACGCUGCGUCUGCCCACGAACGAGAAGGCCAGCGGCGAAUAUUUCUGCAAGAUCGAGUGGGAUGAGUCGGCGGUUAUUUCCGACAAAAUCACAGUCGAGUAUCCAGUACUCAAGCGUAUUUUUCCGGGUCAACAGCAGACGGCCAACAUUAGUGCCCUGGAAAACAAGCCGCUCGUGCUGAGCUGUCCGUUCGUGAGCGUUCCCGCUGCCCGAUUCAGUUGGUAUUUCGGCAACGAUUCCCUGACCAAUGACAACAGCGCUCUUAUCCUGUCUAAUGGUACUUUAAUAUUGCGGCAUUUACGCCUGGAACAGGCUGGUAAAUACAAAUGUGUGGCCCAGAACGCGUUCGCCAGCAAGACGCACCGCCAGUUCAUCUGGCAAUUGCGAGUUGAGCCCAGGGAUACCCCCUUCUAUCCCAAAAACCAGGCGGAAAUUCCGGAGACGGCCGUUACGGAGGCCCAGCUACUGCCGGCGUUCCAGAACGCCACCGUUUAUGUGCCCGCCGGCGGAUCCGUACUGCUGCAAUGCCACGCUGUGGCGGACUUUGUGCCCAUUGUGUGGUACCUGCAGCCGCCGAACAACAAGAUGGUCCGCCUGAGCAACAACAGUGUGGCGCUGUCCAUUACAAACGCUAGUGCCCUAAGGCAUGAGGGACGCUACAGCUGCAUAACACCCUUGGAGACGCAAAAUUUCCAAGUGAUUGUGACUACAGCACCUAGGAUAGUGAGCCGCCUGCCUGUUGAAGUGGUCUAUAUAGGCAUUUCGAUGAUAUUAAGUUGCCGGGCCGAGGGGAAUCCGGAACCGAGUAUCACCUGGUACCACAAUGGUGUCCAUCUGAACAGCUCAUACACGCGCUACAUUAGCGGCAACGAGUUGCACAUCCACUCGUUCGAUCCCAAGGAGGAGGGCAUCUACCAGUGUGUGGCCAGGAAUGUGGCUGGCGAGGAUUCGGCCACGGGUGAACUGCGCUUCAAUCAGAAGCAGGAACGAAUCAACCAGUUGCAGAACAUUCGCUGCUAUCCGCACAGCUUUCAUUCGAUCAAUGUUACGUUCGAUAGUCGCAGCUUGACCUCCAUGUUUGUGGUCUAUAUUGUGAGGAGUAAUCCGCACAGCUGGGAUUCUUUCUCGCCCAUGAAGCUGAAUCAGACCUCUUACGUGGUGAUAUCCACCAGUUUGCCGGUUUACGAGCCAUUUGUUUUGAUCACCCGUGUUCUAUUUCCCACAACGGAGGUGCGAACAGGGGCUUCGGUGCCGCAGCAGAUGAUCCUUAGCUCGUUGCGAAGUACGCCGGUCACCUGCUGCACCCAAGGAUUGAUGCUCCGACCAAUUGCCGUGGGCAAUGACACAUUUGUUAAGUGGUCGCAGGGCCAGGUGGACAACAAGAAGUACUUUAUACUGCAGUUCUCCAUCAAUCACACCCAUCCACAUCCAGCCCAGCUGCUAGAUGGACGCAUUAAAGGUACCCUGACUCCCGUAGAGGAAAAAGCCGACGAAGUGCGUCGCCAUCUGACCGAAAUUCAACCUCUAAACCAAUCGGCGGCGGCCACUGUGCUCCGAAAUGCCGAACACGAAGUGCUGACCAACGAGGACGACGACAUGAGUCUGGAUUUGGAGGACGACAUCUUCAGCAUGGUAGUGGAUGCCAGUGUGACGGGAAUUCUGCUGCAACGGUUCGCGCGCAUCAAAAUGAGAGUGCUGAUCAUCACCAGCGAGAAUGAGUUCUUGGGUCAGGACUUUCGCUACGUUCAGUGGAAGAUUAUCGAGAAUGGCACUUCGGAGCAGGCGAAUAUGCCCUUUCGUCUGAUGACCAUCGAGUCUCGGGCUCUGGCCUUUAAGUUUCUUGACAGCCUGAAUGAGACCUGUGUGCUGGAGUGCCACACGGUCAUCGAUAGCCAGGAGCCACAGUGCAAGGAACGCAACAUUUCCAACUCGAUGCUGUUGGUCACCAAGCUCAAGGCAGAUCAUCGUUACAAUCUGCACUUUUCCAACUGCAAGACGCGCAUAUUUUACGGCGAGAUUGAUGUGAAAACCCAACAGGAUCCCCCUGGCACCAUCAAAAACUCGAAGCUGAUUAAACAGAACGGCCUUAAGCUGAUGUGGGAGCCACCUUCUAAUCCCAAUGGUCGUAUCCAUCACUAUGAUAUCCGGUGGUCCUUGGACAACGUCACUUAUGAGGAUAUCGUCCAGGAGUGCACCUCCUGCUCCUUUAAGUUUCCAAAUGUCUCUGAGACGGCUAAAAUCCAUGUGGCUGUCCGUGUGAUGGGCGACACUGGAGCAGGGGCUCCCAUGUACUUUGACAUGGUGAAUAAUAACCACACUUGGCUGGAGGAGGACAGGGGCACAUCCCACUCGGAGGUUUACAGUGGCAUUGCCAUCGGCUCGUUGCUCUCCAUUGCCUGCGUGUUUCUCUUCGGGCUGUUUAUAAUCUUCCAGCAGCGGAACUUCAAAGCCCGCGCCCAAGGACCCAGCCAUUUGACCACACCCACGGACAUCAAUUUCGGUAAUCUAAGCAGUGCCUCGGGAAUGCCGGGCGAUAGUGCCGGUGGACUGAGUGGCGGCACAUUGCAGCAGGAUUGCCACGAGAUGCAGACACUCAUUCCGCGCUCGCGUUACCACAUCGAAUUGCUGCCGGAGCACACGUUGGAAUACCAGACGAGUUCGGCGGCCGUGGCGGUUGUCCAUCUGGCCAAUGGCAACGGAAGUGUCCAGGUGGCGCGGCGAUCGGAUCAGGACGGAGCCGCUCAGGGGGACUUGGGCAUAGCCGGGGUGCACAACCUGUCGCAGUUGCCGCUGUGUGGCGGCGGAGGAACCUCACCCGAGCGCAAGACCGUGCAGGAUGCCAUGCUGCAGGAGGCGAAGGCGUUUUACAUACCCUAUCGUCAUACGCCACCCAAUGUGGUGGCCUUGAGCAGCUCCAAGCAGUGCCCCGUAGUUGGUGGCUCUGAACUGGAGGUUAUAGUGCCACCCAACUCACUGCCCUUGGUGACCACAAUGCCGGGAUUGGGUGUGGCCGGCGGGGGAGCAGGCGGUGGUGGAGGAAGCGGAGGAGGAGGAGGAGGAGGAGGUAUCUCCAACCGACGAAGUGGAAGCCUGAGUAGCAGCAGUGCCAGCAGCAGUAGCAACGGCAGCAGCAAGAAGCAAUUCCACACGAACUUUGUGCGCCACUCGAAUUCCAACGAUGGCAUUUGCCUCCUCGCGGAGGAAGAGGCAGCUGCCACAUUGACACCCACCUCGGAGCGUGAGUAUGCGGCCGUGUGCCUGACCAACGGUUUCAAACUGCCCGCCGAUGUGGCCAAAGCGGGCGGUACAUACAACACCAAUAACAACAAUAGCUGCAGCAGCAGCAGCAGCAGCAAUAGCAACAGCAACUCCAGCCAGAAAUCGACAACUGCCAAGGAGCGCCAGCCGCGAGGCAAUGGCAAUCCGAUCUCGUUCAGCCACAAUGCAUCCAUAGUUCCUGCCAACGGACCAGUUUCCGUUAACCAACCCACACAAGUCAAGCAAUCUUGGCCAGCGGCGACGGUGGUCCAUCGACGGGCCCAGGUGGAUCCCAACGGGUGAAGCAAGCAGUAUUUUUAUGAAGCUACCACAUAGAAGCAAAGAAAACAAAACAAUACAAAACAAAACAGAAGGAUAAUUACAUUCACAGCUCGAAACAUUCCAAAAGAAUAUUGAUAUGGAGAUGAUAUGGUUAGAGGAUGAACAUGAAAAUGAAAAUUAAAGAUCACUAUGAGUUUAGAUGGAUGGUGAUGUUAAGCAUUUAUAAAGAGUACAUUUUAUAAAUGUAAAUAUUUAGUAACUGAUACUAUGGAACUAUGGGAGAAAUGAUUAUUUAAGCUGAUAUUUAUACACAUGUAUUCUACAUACACGUAUACAAAACAUGUACGCUAAGUUGUAUGCUAUAGUUUUUUGUCACGUUUACACUUGUAUGCCGUACUUUUGUAUUUGUAUUUGUUUAGUUUUUGUUUGUUUUUCCGUUAAUUGAGGCUAAUUUUUUACUCGUAUCUUCUCAUACAUAUACACAUAAUUUAUUGUUGCUUUCGAUGCAAACACAAACAGCCACAUAAAUACAUAGCAAUAGACCGCGCAGCCCGCAAGUAUGCAUUACAAUAUUUGUCGCUGAUAAUUACUACGUUUAACAAUUGCUUCGCAAUUGCCGCAAAAAAUUCAAUUACACUCGUAUAAUAGAAAAUACGCAAACAGAACAGCCAAAAACCACAAACACUGCAAUAGACCACACACUAAGCCACCCAAUCACCCAACCACUCAAAUACCACUCAACCACAAUAGUCACAAGUGUUCACAUCGAUUCCGAUUUAAAACGUAAUCUAUUCAAUAAUAUUUGUAAUUUUAUUUUAUUUAUAUUUGUAGUCCUUUUUAAGCGAACUGUUUAAUGUUUAAUUUCCGCAUAUUUACUGCUGCAUUUUGUUUUGUUUACACAACCGAUAUAUCAAAUGUACCUGAUUAUAUUCAUUUUGCAUUCUUGUUUUUGUGCUCUCGCUCUCACACUAUUUCCCCAAAAAAAAAAAGAGAAAACCCAAUUCCAAUUUGUGCACACAUCCGAUAUUGCAUAACUCUAUAAUAAGCCACAGAAUCCAUCGCAUUGCAAACGUACUGUAACCAUGUAUAAAAUUCACCAACCAUACCUCGACAGAACCUGUAGCUACGCCAAAUGAAAAUACACAUGCCCGAGCUCUCCUGCUCCUUUCCACUGAUAUUAUUUUUGAUAGGAAUAGGAUUAGGGAAAGCCGAAUGUCGAAAGAGCAGCCCACAACGAGUAUUUGUCAAGGGGGUCGAGUAUGAAGAUGUAUUUUGCGAAUUGUUGUUCAGUGUGAAACGAGAUGCGAAAAUUGUUACAAGAUUCAGAGACACAACCAUACACACAUACCCAAAAAUCCCAACUAUAGAUGAUACAUUCCACAAGCGUAUGCAUGUCACAGAUACACAACACACACAUACAAAAAUAACACGUUUUACAUGAUUGAAACAAAUACGAAAAUAUAUAUAUAUAUAUAUUCAAUGUGAACAAAAUGUGUUUUGAAACUGUAACUGUAACUGUAUACGUAUUUAGAGUCUAAGUGCAAUACCAACAAAUAAUUGAAUAGCAAAAGGUAACCUUUAAGAUCCCUGAGGCAGAACAAACCAACAACUAUAAACAAUAGUACCUUUCCACUCAAGCAGAAGCAACGUUCAAAAUAGACUCACAUUGAACCCAGUUAGUUGCGAAUUCCAUCCCAACUUAGACCAUCAGUAAAUAAACAAUCUGAUUCGUGUUCAAGGUGAAUAAAGCCGCAGACUUUGCAAAUAAGUCAUCAACAUGUAAAGCCGAAUAAUUAAACCAUUUACAAAAUAAAAUGUGCAUGCAAAACAAAGCCACAAAAUGAACUUUAACCUACGAAAAGCAUUUAAAUACACACAAAAUAUAUUCCGAAAAGAACAACUCAAAAUUCCUAACAAAAAAAAAAAAAAACAGAAAACAAAAAGAAUGAAACGAAGGAAAUAAAAUCAAUUUUAAACGUUACGAAAAUUAAGAAAACAAAAAUAUACUGAAACUAUUACAUGCAGCAAAAGGCAAACAGAAAAUUUAUGUACUAAAGUUAUAUAAUUAGGCGUAAGAAAUCCCUUGAAUGUACGUGUUUGAAAAAAAGAAAACAAAAAUCGAGAAUAAAAAGAUGAGAAAAAAUGGAGAAAAUAAGUAAAAAUAACUGCGAUUGUGAUCGCCGUGUAAGUGGAUGUGAUAAAUGUUUAAAUUAUUUAAGCGCAAAAACAAUAAAGAGAUAAAGAAAUUAAAUAUUAGAAAGACAGAAGAUAGAAACGCGUAUUGCGAUUUUUGCAACGGUUUUUGGCCAACGGAAACCACUCAAUAACUAAGAGUCCACUAAAAUUGUAAGCACACAAUUAUUAUGUUCUUAACUUUGGCGAAACUGCUGCUCCUAGCACACUCUCUACUAAGUCUACGCAUACAAAAAUGUGAAAUUAAAUAUGCGUAUAAUUUUAUUUUUGUAUUUUUAGUUUGCAUUUAAGUCCACAUUUUGUAUACCUCAUUAGUAGAGUGGCAAACAACUAAAUUUUGUAAACAUAUUUAGGCUUGGUUUCCUCGUUUUACAAUCAGAACGGCAUAUUUGAACUAUUCAUAACUGAACAAACGAAACGAAAACUAAUGUAUUUUUUAUGCAAUUUAUAUGCAUUGUACAUGCAGGCGAAAUUAAUUAUUUCAAGCAAGUAUGCUGCCAACGAUUCGUGUUAAAGAUUUCGAUGUAAGUAAAUUUGCAACUACCAACAAGCCAGGCCAAAAAAUAAGAUAGAAAGAAUUGGCACGGCUAAAGAGUCUAAGAGAAAAAUGUAAGAAAAACUCGGUGUUUGUUUAAAGAAUACAGAAGAUAUGGCAAAGAAGAAAUGAAUGCAACCUUAACUAUUGGAAAAAUAUACUAAAAAAUAAGUUAUGAUGGAAA